Molecule: messenger RNA, 714 nt
Organism: Erigeron canadensis
Lineage: Eukaryota; Viridiplantae; Streptophyta; Magnoliopsida; Asterales; Asteraceae
Product: glycine-rich protein A3-like
Exons: 2
Coding region: 163-600 (145 amino acids)
Source: RefSeq, a predicted model, not a curated record
CCAUUUAUAAAUUCUAACGAGUAAUAUUUAUUGAUCAGACUUGGACUAUAUAAUUUAGUGUGUGUGUUUAAUUAAUUUUGAACUUCAUCUUUCUCUCGAAAAAAAUAUUGUAGCUUUUAUUUUCCUAUAUAUCGAUCAAACCAAAAGUCGGAAAAACUAAAUAUGGGCAGUGGAUACCAUAACGGUGAAAAAGGUUUGUUCCCUUAUCAUGCUGGCGGUGGACAGUAUCCUCCACCACAUGUAGGGUAUGCGUACCCUUACCCGCCCCCUGGUUAUUCUUCUCACGUUGGAUAUCCACCAAACGUCUAUCCUCCAUCCAUUGGUUAUCAGCCUGUAGCCUAUCAUGGCUCAUCGGCUCCCUAUUAUUCAGGGCAUGGAAGCCACAAGCACGGGGGAGUGGGAACAUUUCUAGCCGGUGGUGCAGCAGCAGUGACAGCUUCAUAUGGAACUCAUCACAUGCCUCAUUAUGGUUACGGAUACCAUGGGCAUCACCAUCAUCACCACCACGGAAAGUUUAAGCAUUACAAGUUCAAGCGUGCAAAGUUUGGCAAGCGAUGGAAGCAUGGAGGGAUAUAUGGAAGGCACAAAAUGUGGAAAUGAUAUAAUACUAUGCUUAUUUGUACCUAAAAUUUGGAACGAUCUUCUCGAUCUAAUGUAAUUGCGUUAUGUUCAUUGGUUUCUCGACUAAUCAAACAUACUAAAGUGUGACCCUUA